AUGGAGACCGUAAUUCAGGAUUGCGAGCCUCUUGCCAAUUAUAUCAAGGCCACAACAUCCUCUGACCGGUUACUUGCCAUGACAGAUCAAGGCGAAGAAACAAGCAACAAUAACUGGCCAACACCGCCGGCCUCCGCCUCCGACUCCGACCACAAUGGCCACUUCCACGAUGCCCACGAUGACCGCGUCUCCGAGCACAGCAUCUCACCCCCCUCUUCCCCCAACUUCGCUCCCGUAGGCCGCCCCAUGGUCCGCAAGCGGUUUCGAAAGAAUGCUCCCGAACCAAUACACCUCGAGAUCCCUCACCGCAUGAAGCGAUACAGCUCGCUCGGCUCGUUACAUGACUCCUACUCUGUAAGGUUCUACGCUCAAAUAAUAGGGGCCAUGUGGGUUGAACUAAUAACGUACGUUCGUGGUGAAAAGAAAGCCGUAACAGCGAGGAUAGACCGCGCCGACAACCAGAAAUUCAUCGAGCAGUUCCGGUACACGAUCGUCGCUUCGCAGUUGUUGAGUGGACAUUCGGUUGCUGGACUUAAUCACUUCUACCGAAACCAGGACGCCGAUGCUUCGAAAGGGCAGAGUAACGAUGUCGUACUACCGAAUUCGACGGGGUUGAUAGCGACGGCUGCGGGAGCGUUGGUGGUAGCGUUGGGGAUCCGGUGGUUGUGCUUGGGAGGUUAUACCCGCUUGACGAAGAGGGGGGUUUUGAUCACCGUGGUGGUGGCGGUGGCGGUGGGAAUGAUGGCGCACUUUUAUAUCCGAAAACAGUGGUUAAGAUAUGUGAGGAAUAAGGCACUGGCUGAGGUUGCUACUUUCGUGGCCAAGAGUCAGGAUUGGGAUAGUGCUACUAGUGCGGCGCUGUCGUUGAUUCAGGAGGUUGAGCUUGUGUCGAGGGGUUAUAGGCUGAGCGCACCACUACCGCCUAUCAGCAGAAUUGAGGACCGAAGCCAAACGAGACGAUGCGGACGCCUGCGCAAGGCUCUUAAGCAGCGGUUUGCUGAUAUGAUCAAGAGUUAUAUCCAAGUGACGACAGCGGUGAAGGGGCUUUCGGAACAGUUGGAUCUGGAAAAGUACUACGACGUUUACGACAUUACCGACUUUGACAUUUCCGAUGCGAUGCAAGGGUUUCCGGAGGAUGCGACGGAGGAGGCCGAGUCAUUACGGGUGCUCAAGAUUGCCGCUGCUCGGUUUCACACUAUCCGCAAGUUGCUUCUCUGCGCUUUGCUUGCGUUCGAGGCAACGGGAGAUAACAGCGAUUUUGUGCGGUGGUCAACGGCGGCUCAGUGUCUCAACCAGCUGAGCAGUCUGACAGGCGAUUGCUACGAGAGGCUUCGUCUCCUCUUGAGUGAUGAAGAGAGCUUCCCCGCCAUCCCCGAAACCAAGUUCCCUCUUUCCCCCAACCGCGAAAAGCGACGAACGCAAUUCCGCAAGCUCAACUCUCUAUCGACGGGCAUCCGCGGUCUCCAAGCCAAGCUGGCACUGUUGCGUGAAGAGUCCGAGAAAGCACUCAACGAAGCCGACGAUAUCUCUGAAGUUGGUUUCGACCUCAUGUCGCAAUACGAGUCUAUCGGCCAAGACCUCAAGAUGCUGCAACAAGCCUGGGAGGACGGCAAGGCUGCCCUAGCAUCAGGAAUCGACCGCAAUGAGAAACGGAUUUCGUCUAUGAGCAUGCUGUACUCGCCUUCUACCUCUUUGAGCGGGUUAACCACCGUCGGCGAAGAGAACGAAACCGGUGGCGGAGCGGAGGAUGCGCUGAAAGCGCUAAACGGGGAGACUUCUCCCACACGAAACUCUUCGCCAGGUUCCAACGAGCCCGAUGUGUUCGAGGCGGUUGCGCUACCAACUAGGCCAAGGAGUAUGCUGACCAGGGACGAGAGGAGGGUGAAAGUGAAGGAGGAGAGGGAUAUGAGAGCGAUGCAGAGGGAGAAGCAAGAAGCGAGUAGGGGCAUGUUGAAGGAGUUGGAAAUGGUGAUUAAUUUGCGGCCGAAGAGGCAUACUACCGCGGGCCCAGCAGGUGGAAACGGGGGGAGUGCGGCGCCGACGAGGAUCUCUUUAUGACGACAUUUCACUUGCGACAUCUUUUUUUCCGGUUUUCCUUUCUUCGAUCAUAAUCUUGCAUGGCAUUGCGCGCAGACAAAAGAGAGGGGCGAACAACAACAAGAAGGCCAGCUUGCCAGUUUUCUUACAACAACAACUUUGGGUAGAAUGGCAUUUUGACGGAUACACACCAUGGAAUCAUUGAAAGCUGGGGCGCGCAAGCGAGCGAUGGGAUACAGAAUUUAACGGCGUUUACUUUUAUACAGACGAUCUUGGGCUGGCAUUCUGUGACAAAUUCUUGAGUUGAGAGAGGGUGUAAGAUAGGUGAUAAUGUAAUAAGCAAAAUAUUGAAGAAUGGAGGUAAAUCAUAUCGGAGCAAACAUGCCUUCAACCUCGCCGGCGAGAGACACGAUCCAAACAAAAGAUUCAGGGGUU
This is a messenger RNA of Neurospora tetraspora, 2472 nucleotides long. RefSeq names its product Mysoin-binding motif of peroxisomes-domain-containing protein. Gene Ontology annotation, cellular component: plasma membrane. The record is from RefSeq and is a predicted model, not a curated record. Gene Ontology annotation, molecular function: myosin binding. The coding region runs from base 1 to 2058 and encodes 685 amino acids. Gene Ontology annotation, biological process: cell-cell adhesion. NCBI's taxonomy places the organism in Eukaryota, Fungi, Ascomycota, Sordariomycetes, Sordariales, Sordariaceae. The transcript has 4 exons.